This is a messenger RNA of Rhododendron vialii, 3061 nucleotides long. RefSeq names its product U-box domain-containing protein 4-like. Gene Ontology annotation, molecular function: protein binding; ubiquitin-protein transferase activity. The record is from RefSeq and is a predicted model, not a curated record. Gene Ontology annotation, biological process: protein ubiquitination. Lineage: Eukaryota; Viridiplantae; Streptophyta; Magnoliopsida; Ericales; Ericaceae. Bases 16 to 2766 code for a protein of 916 amino acids. The transcript is spliced from 6 exons. Gene Ontology annotation, cellular component: nucleus; cytoplasm.
AGAAAACAAAAAGACAUGAAAAAUAGAAAAAAAAAGAGAAAAAGAAAGGCACCCAACGGUGAAACUUCAACUUGUAUAUACUCCCGAACAAAAAGUCUUCCUCUACCCCGAUCCCACCCUACGCCCUCCGCCCACCGCCGCCGCCGGCCACCGCCGAUCCUCCUCUUACUCUUCCCCGAGCUCACCUUAGGCUACCGUCGGUCACCACUAAAUCUCAGUCCUGACGUUAACUCGGAAUGUCAGGCUUCUUUUCCGGUGAAGGUUUCGGACUGGGAGAUCGUUCUUCUCUCUCGGAUCCGCCGCGGUGUGACAGGUGGAAUGGAGAUUUCGUUGUUAAAAGUUCUUCUCAACAACAUCUCUUUGUACUUCCGCUUAUCAUCUCAUGAGGACAUAAAUCAGGAGCCUGUUAGAAAAUACUACCAAAAGAUUGAAGAGAUAUUGAAGUUGCUCAAGCCUGUGCUUGAUGCUGUUUUGCAAGCUGACAUGACGUUUGAAGAACUGCCCCAAAAGGCAUUUGUAGAACUGGGUCUUUCUGUCAGCGACCUGAGGAAACUAUUCGAAAAUUGGCAGCCGUUGGGGAGUAAAAUUAAUUUUGUUCUGCAAGUUGAAUCAUCAAUGUCGAAGCUCCGGGCUUCUGGUGUGGAAAUUUUUGAGCUGCUGAAAUCUUUCGAUGAGCGUCUCCCUGUUGAAUUGAAUGCAUCAUCUCUUGAGAUUUUUGCACAGAAAAUUAAACAAGUGGGUUUGGAACAAACAUCAGCUCUUAUCAAUAGAACAAUGGGGGAGCAAGUCGAUGGCUCUGGACCCAGCUCAGAGAGUCUUGAAAUGUUUUUUGAUCGUCUGUGCUUAAAGUCAAAUCAGGAGCUUCUGAUUGAGGCUGUGGCCCUUGAGAAGUUGAAGGAGAAUUCUGAACAAGCUGAAAACAACGAGGAGGCAGAAUACUUUGAACAAAUGAUUGCUGUCGUCACCCACAUGCACGAGCAGCUUGUUACAAUGAAACAACUUCAGAGCAGUAACCCUGUUCCGAUACCUGCUGAUUUCUGCUGCCCCCUUUCACUUGAACUGAUGACAGAUCCAGUAAUUGUGGCCUCGGGCCAAACCUACGAACGGGCUUUUAUUAGGAAAUGGAUCGAUCUUGGGCUUACUGUUUGCCCCAAGACGCGGCAAACUCUGGCCCACACCAAUCUUAUUCCCAAUUACACUGUAAAGGCACUUAUUGCAAAUUGGUGUGAUACAAACAACGUGAAACUGCCGGACCCCACGAAGUCUAUGUGCCUGAACCAGCCUUCAUCAGUUGCUCACAUGGAGAAUAAUUCAAGAUGCAACCAACCUGUGUCCCCCGAGUCAACUCGGACUACCGGCUCACCUCGAGUAAACCUAAUUGCUUCUUGUGGGACCCGCCUACAGCGAAUUUCACCAUCACAUCCCCGUUCGUCUUCAGAAGGUGCUCUUCCUUCUGUUUCUGGAAAUGGGCAUGGUUUGGAUAUCCCGAGAAUCUCACGUUCCGGAGAAAUGACUAAUGCAAUAAAGCAAAGUUUGGUGUCAGCUAGCCAACCCCCCACUUUACCACAGACAACAGAUCAUGCUAGGGCUAGCUGGGAUAAUGGACAAUCAUCUGAGGGUCAUAAUCGAUCUGCCUCAGCUUCUAGCGUACUUUCUAACUUAAAUAUGUCACAAGAAAUGUUGGCCGAUGGCAACGAAGUUAGUAGCAACGCUUCUGGAGAGCUGACAUCGGAGUCACAAUCUGCUACGACCUUGACUACUACACCACAGGCAGACACCGAGUUGCCUCCACGAUUGGAAACAAGAACUCGAAGCCAACCCUUGUGGCGCCGCCCUUCUGAUAGGCUUGUUUCCCGGAUAGUUUCUUCUCCCACUGAAAUAAGGCCCGAUCUUUCUGGAGUUGAAGCCGAAGUCAGGAACCUUGUUGAGGACUUAAGGAGCACUUCGCUUGAUGCACAGAGGAAUGCCGCCGUUCAUAUUAGGCUACUUGCAAAGCAUAACAUGGAUAACAGAAUCGUAAUUGCUAGCUGUGGGGCCAUCGCCUUGUUGGUCGAUCUACUCCGUUCGACCGAUGCAAUGGUUCAGGAAAAUGCUGUCACAGCGCUUCUCAAUUUGUCGAUAAACGACAACAACAAAAGUGCUAUUGCCCAUGCAGGUGCAAUUGAGCCGCUGAUUCAUGUUCUGGAGACGGGUAGCCCAGAGGCUAAGGAGAAUUCUGCUGCCACCCUUUUUAGCCUCUCAGUCAUUGAGGACAACAAGGUUAGGAUCGGAAGGUCAGGAGCAAUUGGACCUUUGGUUGAUUUAUUGGGAAACGGAACUCCAAGGGGGAAGAAAGACGCGGCAACAGCUUUGUUUAAUUUGUCAAUAUUUCAUGAAAACAAGGGCCGGAUUGUGCAGGCGGGAGCUGUGAGACACCUUGUGGAGUUGAUGGAUCCGGCUGCCGGGAUGGUGGACAAGGCAGUGGCUGUUUUGGCUAAUCUGGCUACUAUUCAGGAGGGGAGGACUGCUAUUGGUCAGGAGGGAGGGAUUCCGGUUCUGGUUGAGGUUGUUGAGUUGGGUUCUGCCAGAGGGAAAGAGAAUGCAGCUGCUGCUCUUCUACAUCUUUGCACAAACAGCAAUAGGUUCUGUAGUAUGGUGCUUCAGGAAGGAGCUGUUCCCCCUUUAGUGGCUUUGUCGCAGUCAGGCACCCCGCGAGCCAAAGAAAAGGCUCAAGCUCUUCUUAGCUACUUUAGGAACCAACGGCAUGGUAAUGCUGGGAGGGGCUGACCAAAAAUCCCUGUAUGUUGUAUCUAAGAGAUAGUGUGUAAAUCUGAUGUUUUAGAUAGUGCUUAACGCCCUAUUUCUUUGAAUUUUCUUGAUUUGUGAAGUGAGAAGAAUUUAAAAAAACAGAAACUAUUUAUGGAGGCUGUUUAGAUCUUUCGUCAUGGUCUUCGUUGUGAACCUGGGAAAAAAUAUGUAUACACAUAAAAUAUACCUGUAAGUCUAGUCUUUGAGAGCCUUGUGUAUUGUUGUUUUUGGCAUUGACAACUGAAAAAUGUAUCAAUUUUUUCUAUUGAUGUUA